AAAACCACAGCGGUGAACUUUCCUGAUAUCAUCGAGAAUUCCUGCUCCCAGCAGGAAGAGACCAAACCCAAUUUCAGAGACAGCAAAUAUAGACUUCUUAUGAGCCAGGUGGCCUACUUGCGGAACUACCAGCUGAAGACAUACAAAGAUCGAAAAGAUCAUGAUGAAGAACAGAUAUACAGAGACAGCAAAAAUAAACUUCUUAUGAGUCAAGUGGCCUACUACCUGGGCUGCCGGCUGAAGACGGAAGUCCCUGGCUUUCUGUGUCGUGCCCGAAACGUCAACAUGGUGGCAUCUGGCAGGCCUUCUUCCAGAAAAAACACAGAGGUGAACAUUCCAGAAGGCAUUGAGAAAUCCUGCUCCCAACAGGAAGAAAACAAACCGAAUGUCGGAGCCAACAAAAAUAGACUUCUUCUGAGCCAGGUGGCCUACUUCCUGAACUACCGGGAGAAGACAUACAAAGAUCGAAAAGAUCAUGAUGAAGAACAGAAAUGCAGAGAUGGCAAAAAUAAACUUCUUAUGAGUCAAGUGGCCUACUACCUCGGCUGCCGGCUGAAGACAGAAGUCCCUGGCUUUCUGUGUCGUGCCCGAAAUGUCAAUAUGGUGGCACCUGGCAGGCCUCCUUCCAGAAAAAACACAGAGGUGAACAUUCCAGAAGGCAUUGAGAAAUCCUGCUCCCAGCAGGAAGAAAACAAACCAAAUUUCAGAGCCAACAAAAAUAGACUUCUUAUGAGUCAGGUGGCCUACUUCCUGAACUACCGGGAGAAGACAUACAAAGAUCGAAAAGAACAUGAUGAAGAACAGAAAUGUAGAGACAACAAAAAUAAACUUCUUAUGAGUCAAGUGGCCUACUACCUGGGCUGCCGGCUGAAAACGGAAGUCCCUGGCUUUCUGUGUUCUGCCCCAAACAUCAGCAAGGUGGCAUCUGGCAGGCCUUCUACCAGAAAAAACACAGAGGUGAACAUUCCAGAAGGCAUUGAGAAAUCCUGCUCCCAGCAGGAAGAUAACAAACCGAAUGUCGGAGUCAGCAAAAAUAGAUGUCCUAUGAGUCAGGUGAACUACUCCCUGAACUACCGGCUGAAGACAUACAAUGAUCAAAAUGAUCAUGAUGAAGAACAGAAAUACAGAGAGAGCAAAAAUAAACAUCUUACAAGUCAAGCGGCCUACUACCUAGGCUGCCGGCUGAAGACGGAAGGUAAGUUCUAUUUGUUCACCAUCACGGAGGUGAUGAACGAGGUCCUGUCUUUAUUCUGA
Molecule: messenger RNA, 1254 nt
Organism: Sapajus apella (tufted capuchin)
Lineage: Eukaryota; Metazoa; Chordata; Mammalia; Primates; Cebidae
Exons: 8
Coding region: 100-1254 (384 amino acids)
Source: RefSeq, a predicted model, not a curated record